This is a messenger RNA of Hordeum vulgare subsp. vulgare (domesticated barley), 2021 nucleotides long. RefSeq names its product tRNA (guanine(37)-N1)-methyltransferase. Gene Ontology annotation, biological process: tRNA N1-guanine methylation. The record is from RefSeq and is a predicted model, not a curated record. The transcript has 11 exons. Gene Ontology annotation, cellular component: cytoplasm. NCBI's taxonomy places the organism in Eukaryota, Viridiplantae, Streptophyta, Magnoliopsida, Poales, Poaceae. The coding region runs from base 171 to 1640 and encodes 489 amino acids.
AGCCCAUUAAGAAUCCUGACCCACGACGGUUAGCCUUUGGCUGCUCGACUCCGGCCGAGCGCGAGUUCUGCCUUCAGUCCACCACCGACGGCCGUCUCUCCUUUUCCCCACGGCGUCCAAAACCCUAGAAACCUCAGGGGAAGGAGGGAGAAUUGUGUGUGUGUGCGGCAAUGGAGAAGCUGGACGAGAGCAAGUUCGAGAAGCAGCUGCAGCUCUGGGCGCUCCGCAUCCCCCGCGAGCUCGCCUCCGCCGUCACCCGCUUGCUCCGCUCCGGGCCCCUACUGGACAUGCCGCGGGUCAAGCCUGUAGUUGAGGACCCUGGGAGUGACAAGAACAGACUCGUGGUGCUGUCGGAGAAGAUCCAGAACCCAGAUUUGUCCGACAUUCCGGAGCAGGUUCACAAUUCCUUGAAGCAACUCUGCAGUGUUGAUGUUGUACCUUACAUGUUGACUCUUGGUUAUUCUUACUGGAGUGCUGAUCAAAUUCUGAAGCAAAUAUUGCCUGAAGGAGUAGAGGUGCCCUCUUCUUUUGAAACAAUUGGCCAUGUUGCUCACUUAAACAUACCUGAUGACUUGCUAGCAUACAAAGAUGUCGUAGCAAAGGUUAUCUAUGAUAAAAAUUAUCCAAGGAUUCAAACAGUGGUGAAUAAAGUUGGGGCAAUUUCAAAUGAAUUUAGAGUUCCAAAGUUUGAGAUUCUAGCAGGGAAAAGCGAUAUGGUGACUGAAGUUAAACAGUAUGGUGCUACAUUUAGACUUGACUAUAGUUUGGUCUACUGGAAUUCGAGACUUGAGCACGAACACAUCAGAUUGGUUUCCCUUUUCAAGAAAGGAGAUGUUAUCUGUGACAUGUUUGCUGGUAUUGGCCCAUUUUCUAUCCCAGCCGGACAGAAAGGAUGUGUUGUAUAUGCAAAUGAUUUAAAUCCAGACAGUAUUCAUUAUCUGAAGACAAAUGCAAAGAUUAACAAGGUGGAGGAUUAUAUCUUCACAUAUAACAAGGAUGCUAGAGUAUUCAUGCAAAGUUUAAUGGCAGUACCUGACCCAGAAACUAAGCCCGAGUGUCAAUUUGGUGCUGCUAAUCGCUGUUCUGAAGAAAUGGGUUCUUCUGGUAAUGAACAUUCUACGUCGAAUGGAAAUCAUAAUGAUGUACAAGAGAUCAGGCAGGAGAGUUUGGAUGGAUCCUCCAUGGUAAACACUAACGCCAAAAGGCGUCAAGAAACCUCUAACGAAGGUGAUGUUGCCUGCCAAGAAGAUGCCAAUCAAACAAAAAAGAGGAACAAUAAGAAAGUAAAAAGCUCAGGGCCACUACCUGUCAAGCCUUGGGAGCACGUUGACCAUGUAUUAAUGAAUCUCCCUGCUUCUGCACUGCAGUUUCUCGAUUGUUUUAGUGGUCUUAUUCAAAAGAGAUACUGGAAAGGGUCAUUACCUUGGAUCCACUGUUAUUGUUUCAUACGUUCGAGUGAAUCUGAAGAAUCGAUAUUAUGUGAAGCACAAAAUAAACUGAAUGCCAAGAUAGCAGAACCGAUAUUCCAUAGGGUUCGUGAUGUUGCACCGAACAAGGCUAUGUUUUGCUUAAGUUUUAGGUUGCCCGUGGAAUGUCUUAAGGAGGAAACUGAAGAUCACAUUCCGUCAGUUGACGGUUAGCCUUCUUCCAUGCGUUGCUUCUGAAGUUACGGCCGUUUCCUGGUACACUUCAAGAGGUUUGCUGAAGAAAUGUCAGUCGUCCUAGUAAAUCUUCGAGCUAUGCAGUGCAGUCUGAGCUGAAUCACCAUUGCAUGAUCAACGGGAAUUAAUAGGAAUAUAGGAUGUUUUGUCAGUUUUAACCUGGGAGGUGCUUGUUCGGGGCUGAAAUUUAGCACUGCUGACUUGAGUUCUGCUUACAUGAGCAAACAAGUGAAGUGGUUGUUACGUGGAUUUGUAAGGCUUCACGUAAGUGCAGAGAGAGAUUGGUUUCCAGUUUCCAGGUUUUUUUAACCUUGUAAUUGAAUCAUGAUGAAAUCCGAAAUAUUAGCACUUUGAACACUA